AUGACACGAUCACUCCCGCUGAGCGAGACGCCUGACAGCCAUCGGGAAUAUCGUGUCCGUCCAAAGCUCUUUCGGCGCCACCUGAAGCAGAGCAUGCCCACGGGCAGCGACAGCCCCUGCUGCCUGGCCCCCGCGCUCACGGCCUGGCGCCCGCGUUGGUCUCGCAGGGUGAACGUGUGCCUGGUCCCAGCGGCCCCCGAGGAUGGCGUCUGCCAGCUCCUGCGCCAGCUGGGGGUGGACUGGCCCUGGGCGCCGGAACCGCCGUCCCCCCCUGAGGCCGUGGCAGCCUGGAAGCGAGUGCUCAGCCAGUGCCCGCACGCCGUGGGGGGGGAGCAGGGCCCGGGGGCUGCCGGGACGCUGUUUGCUGUGCGCCUGAGGAGCUUCCUAGAGCAGCAGGGCCUGCAGGGCUAUGACCCCGGCCUGGAUGUCCUCCUGGUGACCGAGGAGGAGCUGCGAGCGCUGGCGGAGCUGGAGUGCGCGGCCCAGCGCAGCAUGGCCGAGGCCCCGGGGGGCACCUGCACCGUGCUGCACGUGGUGAGUGCCGAGGAGGAGCUCCAGCAGCAGAAAACCGACUUGCUCUGGAGGAUGCUGGAGCCCGGGGCGCUCUCUGCCGCACAGAAACACCUCGUGUGUGGGCCAGUGAAGGCUACAAGCACUUCAGUCCCUGAAGGGGCCUCGCAGUACUACCAGCUGCGCCAGCGCCAGCUGCACAAAGCCUCGGUGAUGAAGUACGGAGACCUCGCCCAUGACGAGUCCUGGACCGAGGUCAUCAGGGUCCUGACCUCCGCAGCCAUCCGCUUUGAGAUGCUGAGCACAGCCCACCGCAGCCAGAUCACGCUGGACCUGGCUGAUGGUGGCAUCUCCACCAAGGGCACCCGGAGUGGGGCCUUUGUGAUGUACAACUGCGCCCGGAUGGCCACACUCUUCCAGACGUACCAGCAGGCUGUAGAGCAAGGUACCUACCCAGCCUUGCCUCCACCGCCAGAGCUGGACUUCUCCUGCCUCCGGGAAGAGGGCGAGUGGCUCCUGCUCUUCAACCACAUCCUCCCCUUCCCUGAGCUCCUGCAGCAAGCAGCUCAGCUCCCCCUCUCGAGCAGCAGGAUCCGCAUCACAGCCAACACUGAGGCGGUGUGCAGGUUCCUGGUCCAGCUCAGCAUGGACUUCAGCUCCUACUACAACCGUGUCCAUGUCCUGGGGGAGCCGCUGCCUCAUUUGUUCCCCCCGAUGCUGGCCCGGCUACAGCUGCUGAGUGCGGUGAGGGACGUGCUGCACAGCGCCUUGGCCACACUCCACCUGCCACCCCUCAACCAGGUCUGACAGUGAGGACCCUGCUAAUGCCAGCCAGGGCCUGGCCUGUCACCACCCUCAGCAGUCAGAGGCUGUACAGGGUGCCGGUGAGCACACUGGACAGAGGAGGUGGAGGGGUCUGCUCCACCUGAGAAGGAUGCCAACUGUCUGGAGCAGAUGGGAGCUCAUGCCAGGCUGGGGGGCGCUCCAGGGAGCCACCCUCAUAUGGAGACUUAUGCUCAUGCUUUCCUGAGGUCCUGGUGCCUCUGCCCACCUGGGGCCAAAUACAGCCUGUCCCUCAGC
Molecule: messenger RNA, 1590 nt
Organism: Gavialis gangeticus (Gharial)
Lineage: Eukaryota; Metazoa; Chordata; Crocodylia; Gavialidae
Gene: DALRD3
Product: DALR anticodon binding domain containing 3
Exons: 12
Coding region: 1-1317 (438 amino acids)
Biological process (GO): arginyl-tRNA aminoacylation; tRNA C3-cytosine methylation
Molecular function (GO): tRNA binding; ATP binding; arginine-tRNA ligase activity
Source: RefSeq, a predicted model, not a curated record